Messenger RNA from Seminavis robusta, 1077 nucleotides. The record is from the annotation of a GenBank genome assembly. NCBI's taxonomy places the organism in Eukaryota, Bacillariophyta, Bacillariophyceae, Naviculales, Naviculaceae.
AUGGACCCCAAGGAAUUUGACGAAAUGGAGACAGAGGAGGAAGUUGAGACUGAUGAUGAUGAGGAGGAGGAGGAGGAGGAGACCGUGAAGGUUGGCAACCGCCCCUUCAACACGAGAGCUUAUGUCAACAGCUUCAUCAAAGUCAUAGACACGACAAAGGCCAAGAAGCACACCCCUGAUGCUGGCAUUGACCGUAUUCUCCAAGUCCAUGACCAUAUGCUGUCUGUGCAAGACUUUGAUGCUAGCCGUAAACAAUAUGGACAAAUGGCAGAAGCCAUGUCCUGCCUAUUGGAAUCGAUGCAUCGAUGGACGUUGAUGGCCAUGACAGGAUUUUGUGGAGAACAAAAAAUGGAUCGAACCGACGUCUUUCCUGCAUUGAUUGACUGGACUUCGGGCGUCAGUCUUGUAUUCAAUUACUGCGCUGAGCAAAAACACAAUCUGCUUGUUGCGAAACCAAACUGGUGGUACCAGGAUGGGAUGCUCAAGCGCAUCUCAAAGGUGGCACUCAAUGCAGCCACGGAUAUAUAUAGUCUAGCAGAACAUCCAGAGACGGCCCACUUGUUUCCCGGACACGAAUUCUCAUUGGCCCAAGUUAAAGCCACUCGAGCCAAGGUGCUUUCUGGAUGCUAUGGCCAAGCCCUGCAUGUGAUCCGCACCGAGAAAGAGAUUGAUGAAGCGGUUGAACUCUUCAUGAAGCCUACGAUACAUGCGCAUGGGUGCUAUGGCACUUGCCCAGAUUUGUUGGAACAAAUGGCUGCCAGUCAUGUAAAAAUGAUGACUGACGAGCAAACAAAUCUUUCUGCUUUGGAGCGUGGGGAGGCUGGGUUGUGGGUGGUCGUUCACGGUUUGGUGAGCCAAGCAGGACAAGCAAUGAAUGGCAAACUGGGCCUUGUCUUCAAGGAUGGGUUGGUAAAUGGGCGAGUUGCUGUGGAAGUGGAAGGGUUUGAGGGAGAAAAGCGCCUCCUUCCGACCAAUCUCCAGGAAAUCCCCUUCUCGGAGAUGCAAGUGGCCCUCAUUUCUACCCUGCCAAUUGCCGAGCAGUGGAAGUUCGUGCGAGGCUCCAACAAGCAGCUGUAA